CUAAACGACGUCAUUUUGAUUGUUGACUCAAAAAAAAAGGGAACCGCAAAAGAAACAGAGAGCUUCUCUUCUUCUCUGUUUCGGAGCGGCGGCGUGAUCGUAACAGUAAUGGAAUCCAUGGAAGUAGCUCCAUCUGCAGCUUUUCAAUCUCCCUCUCGUUCCAGUCAACAACAAUUGCAUUUCUACCUCGCCGUGGACCGUCCCCAAUUCAAAAUGGAGACAGUGGUGGAGUUACUAGGAGUGCUAGGUCGUCGUCCAUGGCUUCCCGUUGUAGUCUGUUGCAGCUCUCGCGACGAACUCGACGCCGUCUCCUCUUCCUUGUCCACUCUCCCUUACAUCUCCUUUGCUGCUUUGUACAGCGAUCUGGGAGAGAGAGACCGAGCUAUGGUUUUAGAGAAUUUUCGACAAGCUACAGUAAACUGGAACCAUCACCUUAACUCUGCAGUGGAAGAAGGUUUGGAAGAGAGUGAAGCCAGAGAAGAAGAAGAUGAAAAGAAAUCUCAUCUGGUGGUUGUGACCGAUGUUUGUCUUCCGAUGCUUUCAUCUGGUGAAUCUUCUCUUUCCUCGCGAGUUCUCAUCAACUACGAGCUUCCUACUAAGAAGGAAACUUAUUCUAGGCGUCUAACAUCUUGCUUAGCUUCAGGUGGGAUUGUCAUAAACAUGGUUGUUGGAGGUGAAGUAACCACUCUCAAAAACCUUGAAGAAACCAGCGGCAUUAUCAUCGCAGAGAUGCCUAUCAAUAUUUCUGAGAUUUUGUAACAAACGCAUGUCUCCUACGACCUGAAGGAUACUGUCUAAGCGGGUUUAAUGGCUCUGAAGCUUCAAUAUGUAUGUUACAUGACUUCUCUAGAAAAAUCAUUAGUUUGUGUUAAGCUACAGAAGCUGUUUCUCUGCUCCACUUUUAGCUUUUGAGAGUUGAUUACUUUUGCAUACAACGCUGCGUUUUGACAUUUUUGUUCAUCUUGUAUAAGAUUUUUUUCUUCUAAAACAUUUAGAUAAAGACACAAAGAGAAACAGAGCGAGCAAUAGUGGACAUGCGAUUGCAGUUCAAUCAUGAUUACUAUGUAACUUUCAAAUUUAUAUUCUUGUCUGAUUUGUUUUAUA
This is a messenger RNA of Raphanus sativus (radish), 1104 nucleotides long. RefSeq lists its product as uncharacterized. Lineage: Eukaryota; Viridiplantae; Streptophyta; Magnoliopsida; Brassicales; Brassicaceae. The transcript is spliced from 6 exons. Bases 109 to 759 code for a protein of 216 amino acids. The record is from RefSeq and is a predicted model, not a curated record.